AGGAUGGAAUCUCGGCGGCUUCUCGAGAAUUCCACGGAUCGACUGGCUCUCACAAAACCUAACCCUGGCAGAUAAAGUCCACACAUUCUCCUCCCUUCCCCUUCCUUGGACAAUUCUUUGCUCUCUCUCUCUCUCCUCGAUUCGAGCUCAAUCAAGGGGCUUUUCUUUGCUUCUGUUGCUUGGAUUCUUGAGAAAUUAAUCGAGAAUGACUCGCGGUAAUCAAAGGGAAAAGGACCGUGAAAGGGCUCAAGCCAGGACCGGCGGCAAGGGUAAGAACAAAGACGAUGGACUGACCCCGGAACAACGCCGUGAAAGAGAUGCUAAAGCACUACAGGAGAAGACGGCAAAGAAGGCAGCGCAGGCAGCUGGAGGGAGUAAUGCCGGCGGUGGUGAUGCCAAGAACAAGAAGUAGGGGCGGAGUUUGUGAUUAGAUUAUUGUGGGAAAGCUUGUGCUGGAUCAGAUCUGGGUCUCUGGUAUUGGAGUCAUGUUCGUAUCGUUUUAGGGAUAGUUUUUCUUUGACGGGUCAUUAACGUUGACUUCUGAAUCCUUGGUUUUUAUUUGAUUUGGAAUGGAAUUCCUUUGUAUAAUUGUGUCAUUGGUCGUCUCUUCACUUCUUUAUAGUUCAGCAGUUGAAUUGUGCCGGAAAUUUUCAAAUUUCUCACGAAUGUAGUUUUAACUGUUUGAUUGUUUAAGAAUAUUGGAUGAUUGUAGAAAGCAAGGAAGUGCAAAUAUUAGGGUUCUAAAUAGAUUAUGGAUUC
This is a messenger RNA of Tripterygium wilfordii, 759 nucleotides long. RefSeq names its product small EDRK-rich factor 2-like. The transcript has 4 exons. The record is from RefSeq and is a predicted model, not a curated record. Bases 206 to 412 code for a protein of 68 amino acids. NCBI's taxonomy places the organism in Eukaryota, Viridiplantae, Streptophyta, Magnoliopsida, Celastrales, Celastraceae.